UAUUCUAAAGCAGAAGUGUGUUCAUAACGGAUCGGUUUUUUAUUGGUAAUGGCUGAUCAAGGAAUGGCAACGACAGCCAAGCCCGGUCGCAUAGGAUUAUGGUGUGUGCCCAGAUCUACCUCAACGUUACUGGCGAAAUGUCUGAGUGCCAUCGAGGGGAUCGAAGUCCACUUGGAUGUCUACUCGUAUGCCUCGACGUUCAGGGGGUUGUAUGAGACAUCAACGGGAAAGGAGUUACCUUCUGAUCUGAUUGGCAACGAGUCGGUGUACGAGGAGGCCAAUGACGUAUGGGAGAAAAACGUUGGCAAUAGAGACCUGAUCCCGAGAAAGACUUCAUAUCAAACUAUCAAAGAGGACCUAGAAAAAGCCAGUGCCAAGUAUGUUCUCAUCAAAGAAAUGGGAGUUCUCCCCAUUGACCCCAAAUUCUACCCAGAAGGCUACAAAUUCGCUUUUCUGAUCCGGGAUCCAUCCCGAGUCUACGUUUCGGCUCGUAAAUCGAUGGGGGCGAAGUAUGUCGAAACGGGAAUGGUCCCGUCCGAGGCCGAUUACGAUCUCAUCCGAGAUGACCAGCUUGAUAGUCAACCAAUGAAAUGGUUCGAAAGGGAGCAUGCGCUGUGGAAGCAUGUCAAAGCAAACAUCGACCCGGAUCCGAUUAUAAUCGACACGUCGGAUAUCAUGUCAAGACCGGGACCGACUAUCAAAGCAUUCUGCGAUGCCGUUGGCCUUCCAUACAGCGAUGGUCUUCUGCAGAUGAAGCCACUAACUGAAAUGCCCAGUAACUUUGUGACUGCAGCAGAAAAUCUAUUCACUGAUAUGUCCGCAUUUUAUGAGAGAGCCUUCAAGAGUACACAGAUUAUUCCGCCGAAGGAUGUUGGUCCUAUACCGCGUGACCAACUUUCCGAUGACGUCGGUCGUUGUGUGGACUACUCCAUGCCUUUUUACCGUGAAAUGUUUGAAAGUAGACUCCACAUUCCAUAAUGACACUGUAAAGGCUCAUAAUUUGACGUAUGAUAUUGUUAUCGAUCAUUGAAUCAUUAAGCUUCUUUAGAACGACAACCCGUAACUGUCUUAUCAUUAAUAUGCGGCAAUGAAUGAGCCGAAAAGGGAAAG
Messenger RNA from Lytechinus variegatus (green sea urchin), 1110 nucleotides. RefSeq lists its product as uncharacterized. Lineage: Eukaryota; Metazoa; Echinodermata; Echinoidea; Temnopleuroida; Toxopneustidae. Bases 49 to 978 code for a protein of 309 amino acids. The transcript has 2 exons. The record is from RefSeq and is a predicted model, not a curated record.